Hippocampus zosterae (dwarf seahorse) is the source of this 5554-nucleotide messenger RNA. RefSeq names its product leucine rich repeat containing 8 VRAC subunit Db (gene lrrc8db). The transcript has 2 exons. The record is from RefSeq and is a predicted model, not a curated record. Gene Ontology annotation, molecular function: protein binding. Bases 414 to 2921 code for a protein of 835 amino acids. NCBI's taxonomy places the organism in Eukaryota, Metazoa, Chordata, Actinopteri, Syngnathiformes, Syngnathidae.
CUUUCAGCGUCACGCGACACGCGGCUUCCACCUGCCGUCCACAGGCGGAAAGCAACAGAAGAACAUCCGAGCACACACGCACAUCACCGCAGCCUUCACUUCCAUACAGCCGACAGUCUACCUCGUCAGCCUGCCCACCGCCGCCCCUGACCGGCGGCGGAACAAACCGGACCAGACCAUCCGCGACAAGGCGCGCCGAGGCGGGACAGCCGGUCGGUUUGGGGGGGUGGGGUGGGAGGGCGGAGUAUCAGCCGCCCAAAGCCGCUUAGAAGCGGACCGAGCAGCGAACGCCACAGGAAGCACCGCUACUACCAGGAAGAAUGGAUGGCUUCAACGCGGCUGUUGACCGGCUACCAGCUUCGGUUCGAGCGUAGCAGGAAGACACCGCGCGUCGAGCAGACCUCUGCGAAGGAAUGUUCACCCUCACCGAAGUCGCCUCCCUGAACGACAUCCAGCCGACUUACCGCAUCUUGAAACCAUGGUGGGACGUCUUCAUGGACUACCUGGGCAUCGUCAUGCUCAUGCUCGCUAUCUUCGCCGGGACCAUGCAGCUGACGCGGGACCAGGUGGUCUGCCUGCCCGACUUGGACUCGUCCCUGGACGAGGUGCCGCCGCUGCCGACGGAGGUGCCUGGCAGGACGUGGAGUAAGGAGAGCGCCGUGGGGGAGCAAGCGGCACCGCUGAUGGUGGCCCCGGAGCAAACGCCGACGCAGCAGCCGGCCCCCACCGGGAUCCGGACCAAGCUGGACUUCCAGCAGUACGUCUUUGUCAACCAGAUGUGCUACCACGUCGCCCUUCCGUGGUACUCGAAAUACUUUCCCUACCUGGCGUUGAUCCACACGCUCAUCCUGAUGGUGAGCAGCAACUUCUGGUUCAAGUAUCCCCGCACCAGCUCCAAGAUCGAGCACUUUGUCUCCAUCCUGGGCAAGUGUUUCGAGUCUCCCUGGACCACCAAGGCGCUGUCCGAGACGGCGUGCGAGGACUCGGAAGAGAACAAGCAGCGCCUGGCGGGGGCUUCCUCCCAUCCCAAGCACUUUUCCACCAGCAGCGAGGAGGGCAGCCCCAACCAGUCGGCACCCAUGCUGACCAAAAGCGGCGUCACCUUUUCCGCCGAGAAGCUGGUGAGCGAGGCGCCCUCCAUGACCAUCCUGGACAAGAAGGACGGCGAGCAGGCCAAGGCGCUCUUCGAGAAGGUCCGCAAGUUCCGCGCCCACGUGGAAGACAGCGACCUGAUCUACCGGCUGUACGCCCUGCAGACGCUCAUCAAGACGGUCAAGUUCAUCGUCAUCCUGUGCUACACCAUGACCUUCGUGGCCUCCAUCGACUUCCACCACUUGUGCGAGCCCGAGAUCAAACACCUGACGGGAUACAGGAAGUUCCACUGCACGCACAACAUGGCGUUCAUGCUGAAGAAGCUGCUGGUGAGCUACAUCGCGCUCAUUUGCGUCUACGGCGUCAUCUGCAUCUACACGCUCUUCUGGCUCUUCCGCCGUCCCCUCAAGGAGUACUCGUUCGAGAAAGUCCGCGAGGAGAGCAGCUUCAGCGACAUCCCCGACGUGAAGAACGACUUUGCCUUCCUGCUGCAUAUGGUCGACCAGUACGACCAGCUCUACUCCAAGCGCUUUGGCGUCUUCCUGUCGGAAGUCAGCGAGAACAAACUGCGGGAGAUCAGCCUGAACCACGAGUGGACCUUCGAGAAGCUCCGGCAGCACGUGACCCGCAACGUUCAGGAGAAACUGGAAUUGCACCUCUUCAUGCUGUCGGGGGUGCCCGACGCCGUGUUUGACCUCACCGACUUGGAGAUCCUCAAGCUGGAGCUCAUCCCCGAGGCCAGGAUCACGGCCAAGAUCUCCCAGAUGAUCAACCUGCAGGAGCUCCAUUUCUACCACUGUCCCGCCAAGGUGGAGCAGACGGCCUUUAUCUUCCUGAGGGAUCACCUGCGAUGCCUUCACGUCAAGUUCACGGACGUGGCGGAGAUCCCCAGCUGGCUGUACUUGUUGAAGAACUUGCAAGAGCUCUACCUGGUGGGCAACCUGAACUCGGAGAACAACAAGAUGAUCGGACUCGAGUCUCUGAGAGACCUGCGACACCUGAAGGUCCUGCAGCUGAAGAGCAACCUCACCAAGGUCCCCACCAACAUCACGGAUCUGUCGCCCCACCUCGUCAAGUUGGUGGUGCACAACGACGGCACCAAGCUCCUGGUGCUCAACAGCCUGAAGAAGAUGAUGAACCUGUCCGAGCUGGAGCUGCACAACUGCGAGCUGGAGCGAAUCCCGCACGCCAUCUUCAGCCUCACCAACCUUCAGGAGCUGGACCUCAAAUCCAACCACAUCCGGACCAUCGAGGAGGUCAUCAGCUUCCAGCACCUGAAGCGGCUGACGUGCCUCAAGCUCUGGCACAACAAGAUCAUCUCCAUCCCGCUGUCCAUCAGCCACGUCAAAAACCUCGAAUGGCUCUACCUGUCGCACAACAAGCUCGAGUGUCUACCCAGCUCGCUCUUCACCCUGCUCAAGCUGCGGCACCUGGACGUGAGCCACAACUCUAUCGCCGCCGUACCCCCGGAGGUGGGCUUCCUGCAGAACCUCCAGUACUUUGCCAUCACGGGCAACAAGUUGGAAGUGGUUCCCAAGCAGCUCUUCAAGUGCACCAAACUGCGGACGCUGUGCCUCGGCCACAACUGCGUCGCCGCCCUGCCGGAUCGGGUCGGCCAACUGGCGCAGCUCAGCCACCUGGAGCUCAAGAGCAACUGCCUGGACCGUCUCCCGGCCCAGCUGGGUCAGUGCCCCCUGCUGCGCCGGGGAUGCCUGGUCGUGGAAGACCACCUCUUUGACUCACUGCCCAUGGAGGUCAAGGAGAGUAUCAACCAGGACUCUGCCGGCGCUUUCGCUAACGGCUGCAGGUGUUUGACGGACGGGCGGUAGCACGUCAUGGCACUUUUUUUGUUUUUUUUUUCGUAUGGCGCAUCUUACAGGCCGAGUCGGGCUCUUCUGGUACCCAUUUCACAUCGAGAUGGUGCCAGCUAGCGCUGGUCUAGCACCAAAGGGGAACAUUUUUCAAUCAGAGGUGCUGUCGGGUAUUUGAGGCUCCAAGUAAAAAAAAUAAAAUCUGAUUGAUUGAAAGUCGUACAUUCAAGGGGGGCACCUCUGCUCCCGGCCAGUGAGCGCAUUCCUCAGCCCUAAUGUUUAACCGCCAUUUUUACUCCAAGACGCUGGUCACUUUGUAAAGCAGAAACCUCACCGGAGUCGCGUGCUGUCACAGUCGCAGCCUUGGUGUGAAAGGGAUAUGAGGACGUUUCAAAAGGAAAAGUAUUUCAGCAUAGGGAGAAGUAUCUGAUGGGAAGCCUUGAGUGUGUUAGAGCACCAUUUUUUUUUUUCAUGCCUCGUUUUCACACCGAGCCGGGGCUGGAAUGGAGCCUGAGAGGACGUUAGUGUAGAUUCUUAGCUCGUCGCAACUGAUCCAGAGAGAAGUUUUUUUUUUUUGUCUUAAAUUGGCAGCAGUGACCAGGCGUGCCUGCGGUGGUCCCACAUUGGGUAUCACCAGAGGAAGCACGAGCGGCGCCACCUUGAGUGCUGUCGCGGGCACUGCCUGGCAUGCAUCACCGUUAGUACAACUUGUACACCGUUAGUACAACUUGUACUAACGGUGACGCAGGCGGUCGUGCCGCCGGGCAUUUAGGACUUUCCGGAGAAAACAAAGAAACACUUUGGGUGCCACCUUUUCCGUUCUGCAAACAGGAAUAGACCAUUUUUCGAGGACCCGUCAGUUAUGGGUGGUGCCCUCUGCUGGUUACCACAGGUCACUUUCAACGGCUGGAUUAUGUCGCUGCCAGCUCAGCUCAGUGAAAAAGGGGAAUGAGCACAAUUGCAAAGCGAAUGUUAAAGCACUGGAAAAAAUUUACGUAAACUACUAGGACACCCCCCCCCAUGUUAUAUUUGUCCUCAUGUUUAUGUAUGUAGCAACUUAGCAUUAGCGACACAAAUGGAGCUUAGGGGGCGUCAAGAUCACCAAAGUCUGCGGAGAGCAAGUUCUGCCACGUUUGUAGUCACGUGGCGGACAUAUAAGUUGAAAAUUUGUUUAGUCGGUGUUAAAGCUUGUUUUGUUUUUUCGCCAAGAUCUCAGCAAAGCAAGAAUUUUUCAAGAAUGUUCCGUGUUACCUGUCGCACCUCGUUUCAUUGCUGUUGGCACUUGUGUUGCCUCGUUUGAAGCACAAAUACUGUACUGACAUUUGCGAAACGCACCCGCGCCACCAAACACAACUGCAACAUUAGAGACACAUGCUAAUAUUGGAUUUAUUUGCGCUGAAUAUUCCUAUUUCACUAUAAUAUUUCAACCAAAUUAUUUAUUUUGUCAAGUUGAGUCUCCCAAAAAUUAUGCCGUUUCUUUCUGAAUGUGACAAAAGACUCAGUGUUACUACUGACUGAAAAAUUGUAAUUUUUUUCCCAUGGGAAAAAAAAUUACAAUUUUUGACAUUUUCCUUCAAAGAAUAUUGCGACUACUCUCGUUUCAUUUUCACUUCAGAAAAAUAGCGACUUUAUUUUUCUAAUGUUUUGACUUUGCUCAACUAAAUAUUUUUUUUUCUUGUAGCGUUAUGACUUCAUUCUCAAAAAAAUGUUUUGGUAACAUUAACCUAGUUAUCAUCAAAUGACUGACUCCCCCAUGCCCUAGAACAAGGCAAUUAUUACUUUAAUACCAGAGAAAACCCAAAACAUUUUAUUCUUUGAACAUUAUUAGCUUUUCAAUAAUAAAAGAUGGCGUACUGCUUAACUUAAUAUUAAGAAGACAAUUAUAUUCUGGUAAAAUAAAUUUAAAAUGAUUCCCCCUCUCCCGUCUCUUAAUAUUCAAACUUUAUUUAGCCCUGUAAACUGAACUCUUCCUCAUAAAAGUGAUUACAUUUUUGGAGGGUAAUAUUAGAAUUUUAUUCUUGUUACUGCGAAGGGGAAGAAGUAUGUAUUUUGAUUGCUAGUAUUGCACUUUUCUCUCGCCAGAGUCUAUUCUUGAUGUAGCGACAUGAGUGGGUCCAAAUAUUGUAAACACUGGAGACUUCGAGGGUAAUACCAGACAUAUCGUUUUUUUUUGUUUUGUUAAGUUCAACAAAAGUCAACAUUGGAGGUCUUGGCUUGUUCUGGAGUACCUAUUGUUAUGGCUUGUAUGUUUGUGUGUGUCUAUAGUGCUUUCGAUACACACACAUACACUGUACACUUUGAACGAAUAUUCACUGUGUGUCAAGAGCACGAAAUCAUAAAGACCAAAAGUGAGGGAAUAUAAGAUAAAUGUGUGUGUGUGUGUGUGUGUGUGUGCACGCACGCGUGUGUUAUGGGAAGAGGUGAAAAGGUUUGUUUGUGUAAGCUUACACAUUCCACUGUACUCUGUGGUCAAACAUUGACGAGAGAGACCAAACAUCCAAAAUCCAUAUGAGGAUACAACACGGACCACAUUUUUUUUUGUUAGUCUUAUUUUUAUUUUUAUGAGAUGUUUUACUCUGAAAAAACAUCCUCUGAGUGUGCUAUUGAAAUAAAAAUUGUUCAGCCUGUUUUUAAAAAAAGCUGAAAAAGAA